AUUUACGUACAGGGGAAAAAAAGGGAGGAGAAGCAAAAGGUCAAUGGGAAGCAGUUGGGUGAGGGGGUAAUAAUUUCAGGGAAGACAGAUCAGAGAAACUGGUGAUAGGGAGUUGUUGAUCUAAAAUCUGGGGUUUAAAACGUUUUUAAUAUAUAAUUUCAGUUUUUUUUUGGAUUUUAUUUUAUCUGAGGAAAGUGUAUUAUCAGUAUUUUUUGCAGGCAUGAUCAGUGCUUCUUAAGGAAUUUUACAGUGCUUCGCCUCGUGAUCUUUUCUUGUUCCUUUUUCCUCUCUUGCUGCUUUUAUUGCAAAGUGAUCGUGUUUAAGAGUGUUAUUAGCUGAGAAUCUUGGUGAAAGCUUCGAAAGGAUAUAUCUCCGGGAAUAAAGGAGUGAACUUUUGCACGCCCAUUUUGAGGAUUUUUUUCUUCUGAAAAAACAAAGGGAAAUGGGUAGUUUUGGGAGGAGUGGUGCAGUGAGGCAGUACAUAAGAUCGAAGGUUCCUCGUUUGAGAUGGACGCCCCAGCUCCACCAAUGUUUCGUUCAGGCCAUCGAGAGGCUGGGUGGACAUGGCAAAGCUACACCGAAACUCGUUCUUCAACUCAUGGAUGUGAAGGGACUCACCAUUUCUCAUGUGAAAAGCCAUCUUCAGAUGUAUAGGAGCAUGAGAAGUGAUGUUAGCAGACAAGAUAGGAGUUCACCCCAUCAAAGAACACAAUCUCCUGAGAAACAUGCUGGAUAUGUGGAUGCUUCAAAGCGGAUUGAAGAAUCAGAUUCUCAACCGAUAUACAGUCCUGAUCUUCCUUCAAAAAGGGCUAGAAUCGAGACGAAGAGUUCAAUCCGUGAUCAGAAUCUGAAAUGCAGACGGAAUCCGUACUAUGUUGAUGAUUAUGUGCAGCAGACAAUGGCUGUUGAUAAAGGAAUAAAGCAUGGUGAUGGUGCUUUCGUAUGGGAGCACGCUGAAGGUCAAUCCAUUGCCACAACCUUGUCUCUGACGCAUAAUCUUUACAAUAUCAUUCAUUGGAAGAAUCUCAUUUCCUCAAGGUUGAUGUAGAUGAUAACAAGUACAUAGACGGCAAACAUGUCGAUGAUGACCGGAAUGUUAGGAGAGAUGUGGGGAAAGACUACGGCGAAGGCGAUGGCUGUGAAUUAUCGUUGUCACUCUCGUUGCUCCAUCCUUCUUCUCAGAGUGAGAUCAGCGGUGGCAGCGAGGCGUUAUCGUUGGUCUCCGGCUCCGGCCCAUCUUCAUGCAACCUUAGUAGUAAG
Molecule: messenger RNA, 1260 nt
Organism: Hibiscus syriacus
Lineage: Eukaryota; Viridiplantae; Streptophyta; Magnoliopsida; Malvales; Malvaceae
Product: myb family transcription factor MOF1-like
Exons: 6
Coding region: 443-1048 (201 amino acids)
Molecular function (GO): DNA-binding transcription factor activity; DNA binding
Source: RefSeq, a predicted model, not a curated record